Torulaspora globosa is the source of this 618-nucleotide messenger RNA. RefSeq lists its product as uncharacterized. Bases 1 to 618 code for a protein of 205 amino acids. The transcript has a single exon. NCBI's taxonomy places the organism in Eukaryota, Fungi, Ascomycota, Saccharomycetes, Saccharomycetales, Saccharomycetaceae. The record is from RefSeq and is a predicted model, not a curated record.
AUGCUGCAUCUUGCAUACGUAAUUCGUACGUUGUGGCUGACGGAGGUAAUAGCAGAUGAAAAAUUGCCCGAUUGGCCCCAGGCUCCAGCCGCCGAGGCCAUUGAGACAACGGACGCCUUCUGGAAGAUGUUGAAGAAACUGUCAAGCACUUGGAAAGUCGGACUACCCGAAAAAUCUCUGCUGAAUAGAAUGCGGCUGCUGUAUCAGUCCAACAGCGACAUUUCAAGAGAAUUCCAAAGACUUCACAAAAAGGCCCGUAAUGAUAUCUUCCAAGAGAUAGGACAAUGGCUUCCUCGAGACGCAAGUCACAUCACUAAUGCUGCAAUCUCUUUCCAUGUGACCUCUAUGCUCUCUAAUGAGGACGAGGUUGACUGCAUCGAUAUUAGGUUCAAGUGUCGUUAUAGCCGGCGAAAAGAAGCACAGGCUGAACUGAGCUCUCAAAGAUCUAAGGGGCAAGUGGGUAACGGAUCCGAAGAAGAGAAAGCAGAAGGAGGAACAGAAGGAGGAAUCCAAACGAUUUCCACGAGAGGACCGGCGCCAAAGGUCCACAUUCGCACAGACCCGCCGCUAAAGACAGUAGCGCCGAUGCGGAAGAGUAGACGAAAAAGGCACAAAUAG